Messenger RNA from Chelmon rostratus (copperband butterflyfish), 2298 nucleotides. RefSeq lists its product as uncharacterized. NCBI's taxonomy places the organism in Eukaryota, Metazoa, Chordata, Actinopteri, Chaetodontiformes, Chaetodontidae. The transcript is spliced from 6 exons. The record is from RefSeq and is a predicted model, not a curated record. The coding region runs from base 160 to 1731 and encodes 523 amino acids.
UUGCGGACAUGUGCGGACAUGAACCAGGAUAGCUCGGUCACCAUUGGGAUUUUCAGCUACAUAUAACCACGGAGAACCUAGAAGGACAUAUGCUCAUCACUCUGCAACUUUGAGUCCACAGCUGAUAGGAGUUUUUUGAAGCACCUUCUUCCAUUUGAGAUGGCCACCCCAGUGAAGCUGCGGAUCAUCUUUGGCGAGGAUGACAUUCGCAAACUAGUUCUGCCUUCAGGCAUCCCAGGCACAAUUCAGGACCUCACUGAUGUUAUUCAAGAGACAUUUCGCAUUACAGGAUCAUUCACUGUACUGUAUCAGGACAUGGAUUUUGGUGGUCAGUUUUUCACUUUGACCUCAAUUGAGGAAGUACAAGAUAAGGCUACCCUCAAACUUGUAAUGGCUGAAUCAGUAGUCUUAACUCUCAGCCCUGUAGAAUCCCUAGUACCCCAGUCUUCUGAUGCAAGCUCUUGCCAUUCAUCUGGAUCUCAGGACACAAUCCUGCUUUCCCACCAAGAUGAAAGUGGAACAUCUUACAGAUCUAAGCCAUGGCCAACUAAUUUUGAAAUACCACCUUUUUCUUAUGAUGUUGAACUUGUACUGGAAGCUGGAAACCAGGCUUAUGAAAAGGAAGGCACACUGUUGAUCAACCCGAGAGUAACAAGUAGCAUACUUGACAAGCUAUCAGAGAAAAUAUUUUGCUUCACAGCAUACCCAACUGGUGUCCAGAUUUUAGCUGUAGCUAAAGCCUUGGUAGAAAAGUACCCAUGCCUCAAAGAGCCAGGGUCUUUUAAUGGCUUAUAUGGCUGGCAACAGAGGAUCAAGUAUAAAAUGGGCAAUUACCGGGCAAAGUUAAGAAGUUGCCAGCUAGCUUUUCCAGAACUGGAGGUUAACACACUGAAGAGACGAUGCGCCAAUGAAGAAGGUUCCUCUAAAGGCAUCAAAAGGCCAAAGAAAGCUGAAGUGAACUACCUGCCACCACUGCCAUUAGGUGAGACAGAGGAAACUGUAGAGAAGGAGAGACUAGAUUUGCUCAAGGAAAUAAAGAAGAAGAACAAUGGGAAGAUAAUUAAUGAGAAAAUGGAGAAGUCUUUUGCAGUCAGAAGAAUAGAGGUUGUAAAUCACUGCCCCACCGUUCAAGACCUCAUGGAACGAUGGCCUUCUCUGUUCAGUGAAACUCAGAUCAAAGAAGAGUUCAAAAGAAUAACCACAAUUCAUCUGGAGCGAACCUUUUUGUCCAAACUGGACAGGCACACCACCAAACUCGUGGAGAUAUUUCGGAAGAAGGGCGGGAUUGCAGGAAUGAAGAUUCGACCAAUGUUGAACUCACUGAGUGAGCAACACGUCGAAGGCAGAAGAGACAUCAUCAUCCGUUGCUUGGUUGAGUUCCUUGGAGAGUCUGCAGAGGAGCUGAUCAAAGACUACCAGAAUGUCAGCCAAGAAGCAGUGAAAGAGGACUGCAGUCAACACAUCAUGAAGAUCAUUGUCAUCCAUCCGAACGGGGCACAGGAAAAUCAAGAUUCCAGCUAUGUGUCGGUAAUCGUAGAGGGGAAAGAGGUUCUGGAGGACUGCAGAAGUGUGGCAAAUGCUUGCCUGCUGCUCAUGGGUGUCAUCUAUGCAGUCAAUUUAAGUUACCCACUGAAACUGAAAUACACAUUUGAAGUAUUUCAGAAACUGUUUCUUGAGCUUGACAUCCUUAAAAUGUCUUCAAAAGUCCAGGCUCUCCACAAGAAACUCUGAGCAUGAGUGUUUGCAGUGUUGCAGUGUUUCGAGUCUUUGUGCUUAUGUCCCAUAAAGGAAAGUUGUUGUUUUUUUCUUUCCCCGCAUUUCCUGUCAGUGAUCACAGCGAUCCACUACCAGACAGUGUUGAUAGACACAUUAUACAUGUGCUGUUCUCUGUUCUGAGAUUUAAAAGCAAGCAAAUCAUUACAGUACAUGGACUCUAAAUCAUCAACAUGUUUACAGUAUGUUGCAGUUAUGAUAAUGUUUUCUAUUCAGUCAAUUUAAGGUUCCCAUUGAAACUGAAUACACACUUGAAGUGUUCACAAGUGUGAGUGUUUGCACAAGUGUCCCACAUAAGAAAUGUGGAUUUUUUUGUUUUUGUUCACCUUUCCUGUCAGCAAUCACACCAAUCUACCACCAAACAUUGUUGAUAGAAAGUAAGACGUUACAUGGACUCUUUAAAUCGUUAACAUCUUUAUGUUUGCAGUUAUGAUAAUGUUAUGUAGAUAUUUUAAAUAUCUAUGCCAAUUUAAAUGGUAAAUAAAGAGUGCAUUUGAAUUAUUGGAAAAUGUUUCUUUACUCUGU